Messenger RNA from Fonsecaea multimorphosa CBS 102226, 783 nucleotides. RefSeq lists its product as uncharacterized. Gene Ontology annotation, biological process: mycotoxin biosynthetic process. The transcript is spliced from 3 exons. Lineage: Eukaryota; Fungi; Ascomycota; Eurotiomycetes; Chaetothyriales; Herpotrichiellaceae. Bases 1 to 783 code for a protein of 260 amino acids. The record is from RefSeq and is a predicted model, not a curated record.
AUGAACUGUGAACAGGGCGAGCUGGAGAAGCAUAGUUUGCUCGGACAGACAGAGGACGGUUUAGCAUAUCAUGUCCCCCGACGCGCCAACAACCGUCGUUUGUCGCAGCUGGGAAAGGCGCUACGAUGGACGUGCCAUUUUGUUCUGUGUGGCCUCUUGAUCGCCAACGUCGUCUUGAUGGGUCGAAAGCUAUCCGGUCACCAGGCGGUCCACCGUGUCAAUGCGAUCGAUGGAGCAACGGUUACGUAUACGACCGCGAGAUAUGGACGGAACGUCGAGUAUAUGUCUCUCGACCACGAAUUCGACCAUUGGUGGCAAUCGGAGGAGUCAGGACACAGCGGAGUCAUCCGCUUGAAUCCCGACGACAUCCACGCUCUCCCUGUCUGGGGUGCAAUCGGAAUGUUUCACCAACUCCACUGUCUGACAGGCAUCCGCAAAGCGCUCCAGCGUGCGAAAGCCGGUGAAGACAUUGGGACAGACGACCAUGAUGACCCUCACUGGCCACACUGUUUCUGGUACUUGCGGCAGUCGAUCCUAUGUGCUGCCGACGACACGAUAGAGAUGAGUCAUGGCUGGGACUCGGAAAUUCAACCCAACGGGACCGUCGUCAGUAUUCGAGUCGGGAGCAUCGAUGGCGGCACGGAUCUACGGAGCUGUAGAAACUCCGACACGCUGUACAAGUUGAGAGCGGAGCGUGGCAUGGUAGCUGAGCUGGCCAGGAUACAGUUCAUGAGGAAGAAGGCGCUCGGCGAAUUGAACGCCACGGACGACACAUCCAUGUAG